CAAGGAGGAGGUAAGAUGGCUGCCGCCUCCGCCGCUGCCGGGCGUAAGUGAAGAGCCCUUGGAGCUGCCCCCGCCCGCGGAUCGGAGCCAGCCGCCGCCUCGGCAGAAUCUCCCGGGACCCGAGAGGCCGCCCGCGGGGGCCGAGUCCCGCCGGCUAAGGGGUAUAUACUGUUAUAGAAGUACUUGAAGUACUAUCUAAAAAUGGCAAGUCUCAUGACUCAGAGUCUUGUGACCUAUGUAGAAGAGGAAAAUGUUCCUGCUCUAAAAGCACUUCUUGAGACGUGCAAAGAUGUGGAUGAAAGAAAUGAGAAUGGUCAGACUCCAUUGAUGUUGGCUGCUGAGCAAGGCAAUUUAGAAAUUGUCCAAGAAUUGCUCAGGAAAGGAGCUAACUGUAACCUGGAAGAUGCAGAUAACUGGACAGCUCUUAUUUCGGCAGCUAAAGAAGGUUAUGUAGACAUUGUAGCAGAGCUACUUAACUGUAAUGUAAAUUUGGAGCACCGGGAUAUGGGAGGGUGGACAGCCCUAAUGUGGGCAUCAUAUAAAGGUUGUACUAAAGUAGCUGAGCUGCUUCUUGAGAAAGGAGCAAACCCAAACGUCACUGGGCAGCAAUAUAGCAUUUAUCCAAUCAUUUGGGCAGCAGGACGUGGCCACUCAGAUAUCGUACAUCUCUUACUGCAACAUGGAGCUAAAGUCAACUGCUCUGAUAAAUAUGGAACCACAGCAUUGAUUUGGGCUGCUAGGAAGGGUCAUUUGGAAUGUGUGAAAUACUUGCUGCAGAUGGGCGCUGAUGUUGAUCAAGAAGGGGCUAACUCUAUGACUGCACUUAUUGUAGCAGUAAAAGGUGGUUACACUGACUCAGUAAAGGAAAUUCUGAAAAGGAACCCAAAUGUAAAUUUAACAGAUAAAGACGGAAAUACAGCGUUGAUGAUUGCAUCAAAGGAAGGGCAUACUGAAAUUGUGCAGGAUCUACUUGAUGCAGGAACUUAUGUGAACAUUCCUGAUAGGAGCGGAGACACUGUGUUGAUAGGGGCUGUUAGAGGAGGUCAUGUUGAAAUUGUGAGGGCCCUGCUACAUAAAUAUGCUGACAUAGACAUUAGAGGUCAGGAUAGCAAAACUGCUUUAUAUUGGGCUGUUGAGAAAGGAAAUGCUACAAUGGUGAGAGAUAUCUUGCAGUGCAAUCCUGAUACUGAAAUGUGUACAAAGGAUGGAGAAACACCUCUUAUAAAAGCAACCAAGAUGAGAAAUAUUGAUAUAGUAGAGCUUCUGCUGGAUAAAGGAGCUAAGGUUUCUGCUAUUGAUAAGAAAGGAGAUACUCCACUUCAUAUUGCCAUUCGUGGAAGAAGCCGUAAACUUGCAGAACUGCUUUUAAGAAAUCCAAAAGAUGGCAGACUGCUUUACAGACCCAACAAAGCAGGAGAGACACCUUAUAACAUUGACUGUAACCACCAGAAAAGUAUUUUAACUCAGAUAUUUGGUGCCAGGCAUUUGUCUCCUACUGAAACUGAUGGAGACAUGCUGGGUUAUGAUCUCUAUAGCAGUGCCUUGGCUGAUAUUCUCAGUGAGCCAACCAUGCAGCCACCUAUCUGUGUAGGGCUGUAUGCCCAAUGGGGAAGUGGGAAAUCUUUUUUGCUCAAAAAACUGGAAGAUGAAAUGAAAACUUUUGCAGGACAGCAGAUUGAACCUCUGUUCCAGUUCUCUUGGCUUAUUGUAUUCCUUACGCUCUUGCUGUGUGGAGGGCUGGGUUUAUUGCUUGCUUUCACAGUGGACACAAUGCUCGGAAUAGCUGUGGCACUGAGCUUAUUAGCAGUUCUAUACAUAUGCUUUACUGUGAUUUACUUUGGUGGCCGAAGAGAAGGAGAAAGCUGGAACUGGGCCUGGGUAUUAAGUACAAGGUUGGCAAGACAUAUGGGGUACUUGGAGCUGCUUCUCAAACUGAUGUUUGUGAACCCACCAGAAUUACCAGAGCAAACCACUAAAGCUUUACCUGUCAGAUUUCUAUUUACUGAUUACAAUAGACUGUCCAGUGUAGGUGGUGAAACGUCAAUGGCUGAGAUGAUUGCUACCCUUUCUGAUGCAUGUGAAAGGGAGUUUGGUUUCUUAGCAACAAGACUUUUUCGAGUGUUCAAGACAGAAGAUACACAAGGUAAAAAGAAGUGGAAGAAAACCUGCUGUCUCCCAUCCUUUGUUAUCUUCCUCUUCAUACUUGGUUGCAUUAUUGCUGGGAUCACACUGCUGGUCAUUUUUAAUGUAGAUCCAAAGAACAUGACGGUGAAUGCUAUUCUGAUAUCAGUUGCAUGUGUUGUUGGUUUGGCCUUUAUCUUGAACUGUCGUACAUGGUGGCAAGUGUUGGACUCAGUCUUAAAUUCCCAGAGAAAACGUCUUCAUAAUGCUGCUUCCAAGCUCCACAAACUGAAAAGUGAAGGGUUCAUGAAGGUUCUGAAGUGUGAAGUGGAACUGAUGGCCAAAAUGGCAAAAACUAUUGAUAGCUUCACUCAGAAUCAGACAAGACUUGUCGUAAUUAUUGAUGGAUUGGAUGCUUGUGAACAAGACAAAGUUCUACAGAUGCUUGACACAGUACGAGUCCUGUUUUCAAAAGGCCCAUUUAUUGCCAUUUUUGCAAGUGACCCACAUAUUAUUAUAAAGGCAAUUAACCAGAACCUCAAUAGUGUGUUACGCGAUUCGAACAUAAAUGGACACGAUUACAUGAGAAAUAUAGUCCAUUUGCCUGUCUUUCUUAAUAGUCGUGGGCUCAGUAGUGCAAAAAAGCUGAUGGUAGCUUCAACUACCAAUGGAGAUAUUCCAUAUACAGAUACUUCAGGAAUACAUGAAGAAGUUGACAGAAGAGUUUCUCAGAAUAGCCUUGGAGAGAUGACCAAACUUGGCAGCAAAACUGCUCUUAAUAGACGGGAUACUUACCGAAGACGACAGAUGCAGCGGACUAUUACACGCCAGAUGUCUUUUGAUCUGACCAAGCUUCUGGUUACAGAGGACUGGUUCAGUGAUAUCAGUCCUCAGACCAUGAGAAGAUUACUCAAUAUUGUUUCUGUGACAGGACGUUUAUUGAGAGCUAAUCAGAUCACUUUCAAUUGGGAUAGACUGGCUAGCUGGAUCAACCUUACAGAGCAGUGGCCAUACAGGACAUCCUGGCUCAUAUUGCAUCUGGAAGAGACUGAAGGUGUUCCAGAUCAGCUUACUUUAAAAACCAUCUACGAGAGAAUUUCAAAGAAUAUUCCAACAACUAAAGAUGUUGAACCUCUGCUUGAAAUUGAUGGGGACAUACGGAAUUUUGAAGUAUUUUUAUCUUCACGGACACCAGUUCUUAUAGCACGUGAUGUAAAAAUCUUUUUGCCGUGUACUGUAAACUUAGAUCCAAAGCUACGAGAAAUCAUUGCAGAUGUUCGUGCUGCAAGAGAUCAAAUGAAUAUUGGAGGAUUAUCAUAUCCCACAAUGCCCUUACCUGAGGCACCAGCCAGAGCAUCAUCAGUGUUUAGUCAGCCUUCAUCAAUCUGCUCUUCAUCCUCCUUCAAUGGGCCUUUCAAUGGUGGAGUUGUAUCUCCACAACCUCAUAGCAGCUACUACAGUGGCAUGACAGGACCUCAGCAUCCAUUCUAUAAUCGACCAUUCUUUGCCCCAUAUAUGUACAUGCCAGGGUACUACCCUGGCAGUUCUCAUCACAUCUCACGUCCAUCACUAAAAACGGGUUUGUCCAGAGAUCAGAACAAUGGCCUAGAUGUUAUCAAGGAGGAUGCCGAUGAGGGGCUUUCUUCACCCACAGACCCCUCAAUGCUGUGUAAAUCUGGGUUAAACAAACAGAAACAGGGAACAGGAACAGUCACAGGAUCAGCCACUGGAGGAUCACAUGUGCCUUUGAGCUCAAUGAAUGUGGAAGCCGUAUGUGAGAAGCUGAAGCAGACAGAAGGGCUGGAUCAGAGUAUGCUACCUCAAUACUCUGCAACUAUAAGAAAGGCAAACAUAAACGGUCGUGUCUUGGCUCAAUGUAACAUCGAUGAACUGAAGCGAGAGAUGAACAUGAAUUUUGGUGACUGGCACCUGUUCAGAAGCACAGUACUCGAAAUGAGAAAUACAGAAAAUCAGGUUGUUCAUGAAGAUUCUCGUGCAGUGAGUGAACAUGUUACCAAUGUGAUUCCUCACAAUGAGCUUGUACAUCGUCCUGUGCAUAAUAGUGAAUUGCCUCACACUGAGCUUACAGGAAUUUCUGCUCAGGUUCCCUACGCUCUCAACUUCAGCUUUGAAGAACUGAACACAAUUGGUCUCGAUGAAGCUCCUCCACCUCACAGUAAUUUGAGCUGGCAGUCACAAACUCGCAGAACCCCAAGUCUUUCAAGUCUCAAUUCUCAAGAUUCUAGUGUAGAAAUCUCAAAGCUUACUGAUAAGGUGCAGGCAGAAUACAGAGAUGCAUAUAGAGAAUAUAUUGCUCAAAUGUCACAGCUAGAAGGAGGUGCAAGUUCUACCACUGUAAGUGGCAGAUCUUCCCCACAUAGCACCUCAGCUUUCUAUAUGGGGCAGAGCACAUCAGGGGGCUCCCUCCAUUCCAGUAUAGAACAAGAAAAAGGAAAGGAUGGUGAACAGAAACAAGAUGAUGGACGAAAGUCCUUUCUGAUGAAGAGGGGUGAUGUUGUAGAUUACAGUACUUCAGGUGUUUCCACUAAUGAUGCAUCUCCUUUGGACCCUAUCACUGAAGAAGAUGAAAAAUCUGAUCAGUCUGGUUCCAAGCUUCUUCCAGGAAAGAAAUCUUCAGAAAGAACAAGCAUUUUCCAGGCAGCAGAUUUAAAACUAAAAGGAGUUACUCUGCGCUAUCAGAAACUGCCAAGUGAUGAAGAUGAGUCUGGAACAGAAGAAUCAGAUAACACUCCACUUCUCAAGGAAGGAAAGGACAAGAAAAUUGAUGGGAAAGUGGACAAGCAAACAAAAUCCCCAGAACAUGGAUCUGAGCCUAUUAGAACCUUCAUCAAAGCAAAGGAGUACUUGACAGACGCCCUUUUAGACAAAAAGGAUUCCUCUGACUCUGGUGUGAGGUCCAGUGAAAGUUCUCCAAACCACUCCCUCCACAAUGAUGGAGCGGAUGAUUCACAGCUUGAAAAAGCAAAUCUCAUUGAGCUUGAAGAUGACAGCCACAGUGGAAAGAGAGGAAUUCCACACAGUCUGAGUGGCCUUCAAGAUCCAGUUGUGGCACGCAUGUCAAUUUGCUCGGAAGACAAGAAAAGCCCUUCAGAGAGCAGCUUAAUAGCAAGCAGUCCUGAAGAGAACUGGCUUGCUUGCCAGAAAGUCUAUAAUCUAAACAGAACACCUAGUACAGUCACCCUAAAUAAUAACAGUGCUCCAGCCAAUCGAGCUAAUCAAAAUUUUGAAGAAAUUGAAGAUAUCAGAGAUUCUUCUCAAAUCAUCCUGCGCCCUGGCUCCAGCUCCAACUCAACUGCAGUUCAGAAUGAGAACCUAAAAAGCGUGUCUCACAAGCGAAGCCAGCGUUCAAGUUAUACCAGGCUUUCGAAAGAUUCUUCAGAGCUCCAUGGUGUUACAGCCUCAGACGCUACAGGUUUUGGAGAAGAGAGAGAGAGUAUUCUGUGAAAGAAACAAACAAAAUUAAAACAGAGCAUGUCUGUAUGUCAUAAUUUUCUUUAAAUCCCUGGUUUGUCAGUUCAUGAUCAUGCUAGACACUUUUUAUCUCUUUCAGUAGCCUCCACUAACAAACCUGGAUUUUUUUCCAGGCAUUUUUUUUUUUUUGAAAGAAAAAAUAACCUACACAAUAAAAUAUUUCAUUACCCCUCCCCCUAAUUUAUACUGCUAGUAAAUAUAAUGCUCUUUUCCACAAAUGAAAGCAGUUCAUGUCUUUCUGCAUGGGAAUCAAAUUCCUUGACAAAGAAUUUUUGUGGAAAAGAUGUUUUAGGAUUAAGUAGGUCAGGAGUAUUUCAUAUAAAAGUAAAACAUAGACAUUAAAUGUCUGCUGCAAUGCACAAACUCACAUUUUGUUAUCCCUUCUAAAAAUUCCAAUUAAAUAGCUUACUUUUAGAAAAACAUUGUACCAUGUGUUGCCAUCUGAAUUUACAGAAGCCAGAAGACACAAUAUUAAAAUCCCUCAGGCCCUUGGUAACAUGAAAUUUCAUACUUUUCAUUAAUUAGUUGAUCUCCAAAAGUGUGUGCAACAUAUGAAAUAGAAUAUGUUGGUUAAGUAUUAAGAUACAUGAUUGGCAAACUGUACAUCUUUAUCACCUAAUUGCUUUUGUUUCUGGCAAUUUUAUUUGUGCAUUGUGCUGAUUUGUAGAGGACAUUGUCUGGAUAUAGUGUUAGAAUUAACAGAUAUUUAGUAUGUAAUGUUCUCUCGUUGAUUUAGUGAGUGCUCUAUUUAUUGUUGGUAUGUAAUUUCACAAGCGUUGCACUAAAUAGUUGUAACUCCUGUUACAUCAGGACAGUGUUUGCAAGUAUUGUCUGAAUUUAUGAAGUAUUGUUCUGUAUGCCCUUUCACUAAUAUAUUGUUUUUCACCUGGUUAUAGAAAGGAAAAAGUAAUAAGUGUUUGCCAUUUUAAAAGUAACAUUUAAAAAUCAGAAGUUCAGUGAUAAUAUAGUGUACCAGCUUUCUUAUGAUAGAGUAUUAAAUUGUUUGUGUUUCAGUCAGUUAAAUAAUGUAUCUGAAUGUCAUUGUAGCAAAUACUUUGUACUUUAGUGAAAUUUGCAUGAUUUUGGAAACUUGUUCAAUCAAAUGUACUCCAGUAGUAUAGAGGGAAUAAUAAAUAAAUUGGCAUAUUGCUUU
Terrapene triunguis (Three-toed box turtle) is the source of this 6766-nucleotide messenger RNA. It is a transcript of the gene KIDINS220, whose product is annotated as kinase D interacting substrate 220. The record is from RefSeq and is a predicted model, not a curated record. Bases 202 to 5586 code for a protein of 1794 amino acids. The transcript is spliced from 31 exons. Lineage: Eukaryota; Metazoa; Chordata; Testudines; Emydidae. Gene Ontology annotation, molecular function: protein binding.